Molecule: messenger RNA, 789 nt
Organism: Bemisia tabaci
Lineage: Eukaryota; Metazoa; Arthropoda; Insecta; Hemiptera; Aleyrodidae
Source: RefSeq, a predicted model, not a curated record
AUGCGUUACUUCGUCGUUCUAACAGCCGUUGUUGCAAUCUGCAGCGCAGAGCACCUCCGAACCCGCCGCAACCCUCACUGGGAACACCACUACCAUUACUCCGGAAACAGCAUCGGGUGUGCUGGAGGCAUGGGAGGUGCCGGAGGUAUGGGUAGUGCUGGAGGCAUGGGAGGUGCUGGAGGUAUGGGAAGCGCUGGAGGCAUGGGAGGUGCCGGAGGUAUGGGAGGUGCUGGAGAUCAGCGCUACCGCCUGUCAGCCGAAUCUUACGGCAACGGCCCCACCGGCCAAACCGGCCCUGGUCCAAUCCCCGACCGCGAACCUAUCGUCAUUGAACAAUUCGCUCCUUCCCCGUACCAAGUCAACUUCGGAGCCCAGCCCAAGGUUAUCGACCACGAAGCUAUCCCCACCGAAAUCGACUACUUCGAGAAACCCACCGUCAUCAACCACCAGAAACAAGCCCGUUUGAAUCUCUUCCCCCAACAGCCCGUCGUCGUUGACACCUUCGCUCCUCCCCAAGUGCACGAACAGGCCGGACCCAAUGUGAUCACUGUUGAGCAGGUCGCGCCCUCCGCUGGAGGUGCUGGAGGUAUGGGAGGUGCUGGCGGUAUGGGAGGUGCCGGAGGAAUGGGAGGUGCCGGAGGAAUGGGAGGUGCCGGAGGUAUGGGAGGUGUUGGAUUCGGUGUCUACGGACACGGAGGUCAUGGACACUUCGGCCACCCCAGUCAUGCUGACCAUCCUGGUCACUUGGAGGUUGCUCCUCCCAAACCAUGUGCCCCACCUUGCGCAUAA